Acaulospora morrowiae is the source of this 471-nucleotide messenger RNA. The record is from the annotation of a GenBank genome assembly. Lineage: Eukaryota; Fungi; Glomeromycota; Glomeromycetes; Diversisporales; Acaulosporaceae.
AUGUCCUUUAAAUAUAUUAUCGUUUUAUUAAUCUUAUGCAUUUUCGCCAAUACCUGCGUGGAAUCUUACUCGAUACCUCAAGUACUCGAACUUCAUGCACGAGAUGACUACACCGAAAUUUUUAAGAAGCUUUGCGGAGGAUUCAACUAUACCAACCCAAAGGCAAAUGGUACAAUUCCCGCACAACAAGUAGACCUGAAAGUGAAAAAUGGCGACGUAAUUAACGUUACUUGGGCGAAGAAUCCAGACGCUGAGGUUUUGAAAGUGGUUUCUUGUGACCUGUAUACGGACAAAGGACUGUCAAAUCCUUUGUGGAAUAAAACCGCCGACUUUGUUGGUACUGUUGCGUGGGCACUUGUUAAAGUUGUUGUUCCAGCGGCCGAUGAAUCUCUUCUUCCUAAGAGAUACUUCUUAAGAAGUUUUGGUAGUACAAAAAAUGGUCCACAAUGUAAUUGCUAUAGGUAUGAUUGA